UUACCUCCGACUCGCCAGUCCCCUCUUUUAUGCUAUACUUCGGAAAGACCACCUGAGAGCUUACAGGAUGAUGAUGGCUCCAACAUGUCUGAGUUUGAUCUUCAUACACCACAAUCAGAACGUCGGACAGCUAGUCCCCGAGGAGAGUACAACGAGAAUGAUAUACCAGGACUUGUGACAGACCCAAGCAAUGAGAAAGACGAUACCAAUAAAAUACAGGAGCAAAAACCAGAAGAGGAAGACACAACUGAGAAAAUCCAUGUACCGCCAUUAUUGAAUUUACCCAAAGAAGACGCGCAAGAGCAGAAAGAUGAAUUUAAUCCUCGAGAACAAGUCUUCCUGAAUGAAAACGUGCAGCUGUUGCAGCUUCCGAAUACCACAUGCAGCAAACCAGACAUCCACGAAAGUGAACCGCUUACUGAAAGCAUUCCUGAUAAACACGACGAACAAGAACCAGUCGAAGAAAAUUAUCCUCAACCUCAAAAACCCGACGAACAGGUUCCAGUCGAAGAUAAAGACCCAGAACCGGCAGAAAUGGGGAAUCCUAAUGGUAGCGAAGAUCCGACGAUUAAGACAGAGGAAAAUGAUGAAAACUACUCUGAUCAAAAACAAGACGAACACAAUGAAUCAAAACCGGAUGGAAACCAACAAAUAACAGACGAAAACGAACCAAAAACAGAAAGUGAUGAUUCGCACAGUGAUGAAGCCCCAAAAGUAGAUGAAAACAAAUUGAACUCAGACCAAAAAGACGGGAAAAACACAAUAGGUGAAAAAGAACCAGACUCAAACGCAAUAGACCUUUCAGACAAAAAUGAAGAACAAAACCAAGAUAACGAUAAACCACAAGAUGAGAACGUAGACGGAGUGUCAGAUAAAAACGAACCAAAACCAGAAGAUGAAGACAAAAAGGACGAGCAAACCCCAGUAGACAAAAAGGAACCAGAAUCAAACGAAAUGAAAAACGAAUUUUCAGACGAAAAUGAAAAACAAAACCAAGAUAACGAUAAACCACAAGAUGAGAACGAAGACGUAGAGUCGGAUAAAAACAAACCAAAACCAGAAAAUGAAGAGCAGCAAGCAAAAGCAGACAAUGACGACGCCCCAAAAUCAGAUGACAAUGAACAAAAUUCAGACGAAAAGGAAUCAAAUUUUGAAGGAAAAUCCGAGAAAAAGCCAGGUGGUGGCGAAGAACAACCUGAAUCAAAAAAAGUAGAAGAAAAUGCAGAAAAAAAAGAAGAAAAAACACCAGAUGACAGAGAAGAACCAAAGUUAGAACCAGAUGAAAAAGGAGAACCAGAAAAAGACAACAAAGAAGAAAUUAAAUCAGACGGAAAGAGUCGUAACCCAGAAAGCAAAACUAAAGAAGAGAAUAGAAGGAAACGAAUAAAAGCUUGUUUGGCGAGGGCGAGAGCUGUGAGCCCGUUCUCCGUUCCAAUGACACGCGAAGAACCGCUUUUGCCAGGAUUUAGUAGACUGUCAAAGAAAUGAAACAACAAUAAUACUACUAUACUAUUACUAAACUAAUACUACUGUUACUAGACCUAUACUACUAAUGCAUAUAUAACAUAUUGUACUAUCAUCGAGAUUAUUGUAUUAUUAUUAUUAUUAUUAUUAUUAUUAUUAUUAUUAUAUUAAUGUUAUUGUUAUUUUUCAAAUAGAAUAUUGACAAUCGGUGAGUUUGGACACAUCUCAUCGGCGCCUUGUAUGUAGUUGAUAUAGUUGGACAAUAGUAUUAUGAUAACUAUUGUUAUUGAUAAUAUUUUAUUUUUAAUUUCUAAAAUUAUAGUAGUCUAUCAAUCGGUGAGUUCGGAACAUAACUCACCGGCGGCCAUGUGUGUAGAUGAUCAUAUAAUUUAAAUAGUAUCCGACGACUCGGUUAACAGAAUGUACGGUACCGUAUUGAA
This is a messenger RNA of Anneissia japonica, 1904 nucleotides long. Its product is annotated as clumping factor B-like. The transcript has 4 exons. Lineage: Eukaryota; Metazoa; Echinodermata; Crinoidea; Comatulida; Comatulidae. The coding region runs from base 85 to 1488 and encodes 467 amino acids. The record is from RefSeq and is a predicted model, not a curated record.